ACUAUAAGCUUCACAUGCCAGCAGUUCUGCUGCAGAGAUAAUUGGGUAUAGCAGACUGUAACGACAGCUACAUAGAGACAAUAGAAAUGGAUUCCAAAUCUUCGGGACCAGCACCUGGCUGCCCAGCACUUGAAAAUAUUCCUUCAGGAUUGGCUGUUUUUAGAACAAUACCAUAUGCCUUAAUCUUGCCAGAGCUGAUCUUUGGCUGCUGGGUUUGGAUCCUUGUAGCUGCUACCACGGUGUAUUUCCCUUUGCUGCAAGGAUGGGUUAUGUAUGUCUCGGUCAGCUCCUUUGUCAUCUCCUUCCUGCUCCUCCUGAGCUACCUGUUUGGCUUCCACAAAAACUUUGAAUCCUGGAGAAUACUGGAUAGCCUUUACCAUGGAGCCACUGGCAUUUUCUACCUGAGUGCUGCUGUGUUGCAGGCAAACGCAACAAUCCGUUCAGAGACAGAAGUGCUAUCAGAAUACAACCCUCGCUAUUAUCAGCUCAACGUUGCAGCCACGUUCUUCGCCUUCAUCACUACACUGCUGUAUAUUUUGCAUGCCUUCAGCAACUACUACCAUUGAAAUGACAUGAGCCAGAGUUUAUAUUCCAGAACAAACAGCUAACAUUUAAAAAGAUAAUUUAGUUGCAACUGAAUUCACCCAUCAGCUAGCACCAUCUCAUUUUAAGUGAAAGAGAUACUUGUUAAAACCUGUAUUUUGCUUAUUUUUACCACACUUCUAAGUUCUGUAUGAAAAUCUACUCAAACUAAUCAAACCUUGAUUUCUCAUGCCUGCAAUUACCCCAAAUCAUAAUUUUUCCCUCUGGUUUUGUUCUGUAAAGCCUCUAUAAAUAAUGUACAUUCAUAUAAAACAGGGGGACUUUUGAACCUUGUGUCUUCACAUCAGUUUUCUGUGGAGGAAUUCCUGUUGG
Messenger RNA from Candoia aspera, 915 nucleotides. RefSeq names its product mal, T cell differentiation protein like (gene MALL). Gene Ontology annotation, molecular function: structural constituent of myelin sheath. Bases 87 to 566 code for a protein of 159 amino acids. The record is from RefSeq and is a predicted model, not a curated record. Gene Ontology annotation, biological process: myelination. The transcript is spliced from 4 exons. Gene Ontology annotation, cellular component: membrane. NCBI's taxonomy places the organism in Eukaryota, Metazoa, Chordata, Lepidosauria, Squamata, Candoiidae.